UCCACAUGUUUACCUUUUGGUAAACAAUCAACAACAUGUUAUCAUAUUUACUUUAUUUUUCAUCUUCUCUUUGCAAUUAAUUGUUUCUUUUAUUUAUUAAAUUGUUGACUCUUUUUCUUUUCCAGUUAAUCUGUUAAAAUGUCUAAAGAAAGUGACGCUGAUGAUAUUACUGAAGCGAUUCUUGAUGAGACGAAAUCUGAAACAUGGGAAUCACUUGGUGUCUCUGAAAAUAUUAUCAAUGCUCUUAAUGAACAUGGUCUAACUGAACCAACCGAUAUUCAGAAGGGAAUAAUUAAACCUGCCUUGUCUGGAAUAUAUGAUUUACUUGGAGCUGCUCCUACUGGAAGUGGUAAAACUUUAGCCUUUGGAAUACCUUUAAUUCAAAAGAUUCAAGAGAAAAAGGAUUAUUAUGGUGAUAGUAAAUUAAGAGGUCUUAUUAUUACUCCUACUCGAGAAUUGGCUCAACAAAUUAAAAUUCAUCUUGAUAGAGCUGCUAAAUUUACUACUGUUAAAAUUGCUGUGGUAUUUGGUGGCUUAUCUACCCAACGGCAGGAAAGAAUUUUGACCAAAGGUCAACCGGAUAUUCUUGUUGCCACACCAGGUCGACUUUGGGAGAUAAUUAAUGAGAUGGAGAUUCCUCAUGUUUCACAUAAAUCUGUUUCUCAUAUUCGUUAUUUGGUAAUCGAUGAGGCUGAUCGAAUGACGGAGAAAGGCUACUUUUCCGAAUUGACCAAUAUUCUUAGUAUAAUCAAGGAAAAAGGGGCCAAAAUCCAUCGCCAGGUAUUCCUACUUUCGGCUACAUUAACAUUCAUCUCUAAAGGACCAAAGUUAAUCAAAAAAAUGAAACAACCCAAAUUACGAUCAAAAUUGCGACACAUCUCACGAAUCAUUGGAAUGAAAAAUCAUAAAAUUAUCGUCGAUUUGACAGCCGGAGGUGUUGGUACACCAAGUCGUGAACAAUUGUCCAUCUUUAAGAUUGAAUGUUUAAAAGAGGAAAAAGACCUUUAUUUAUAUUACUUUCUAUUAGCUCAUCCUGGUCGAUCAAUAGUAUUUUGUAAUAGUAAAGAUUGUCUUAGACGUUUACAGCAUCUUCUAACAAUUUUAGAUCAAAAGCCGAUCCCCUUACACGCGGCCAUGGAACAGAAAAGACGACUCUCGAACCUUGAACGUUUCAGUGCCGAUCCCAGAGGAAUUUUAUUAGCCAGUGAUGUCGCCGCUCGAGGCUUAGAUAUUUCUUAUGUUGACCAUGUUAUUCACUAUCAAGUCCCUCGAACCGCUGAAUUAUAUAUCCACAGAAGUGGCCGAACCGCUCGAAUGUCCAACAAAGGGAUUUCUCUUCUUCUUUGUGAACCCGCUGAAAGUUACACUUAUAGAAAACUCUGUGGUUCAAUCAAUGAUUCCCAAGAUUUAGAUUCUUUUCCCAUUGACGAUGUUAAACUAAAUCGACUCCGUGAACGACUUGGAAUUGCUAGAGAAUUGGAUGUUCUCACUCAUAGGCAAAAGAAAGUUAAAUCUCAUGAUGACUUUUUCCGUCGAAUGGCCAAAGAAUGUGAAAUUGACCUGGAAGAUCGAGAUGAUCUAUGGAUGAAAGAUGAAGAUUCUGCUCCUAAAGAAAACAAAAAGAUCAAAAAUUUACAAAAUCAAUUGAAAAAUCUAUUGAAAAAAAAUGUUUUCUAACAAGUAAAUCUUUUCCCCGAUUCCCAAACAAUUGCGAUUUAUAAAUUAACGAUUGAAAUGACACAUUUUCUUGAAAUUUUAGGUGCAAUCAAAUUAAUCAUGUUCCUGUAAAUACUGAUUGACCAACUGUCAACAAGAAAACCAAAUUAAAAGGUUUAAUCAUAAAUUA
Messenger RNA from Panonychus citri (citrus red mite), 1846 nucleotides. RefSeq names its product ATP-dependent RNA helicase DDX24-like. Gene Ontology annotation, cellular component: nucleolus. Lineage: Eukaryota; Metazoa; Arthropoda; Arachnida; Trombidiformes; Tetranychidae. Gene Ontology annotation, molecular function: ATP binding; RNA helicase activity; nucleic acid binding. The coding region runs from base 139 to 1677 and encodes 512 amino acids. The record is from RefSeq and is a predicted model, not a curated record. The transcript has a single exon.